Scutellospora calospora is the source of this 795-nucleotide messenger RNA. Lineage: Eukaryota; Fungi; Glomeromycota; Glomeromycetes; Diversisporales; Gigasporaceae. The record is from the annotation of a GenBank genome assembly.
AUGGAAUCUCAGUUAGGUUCUAGCUUUCAGUCGACAUCACUGAUUGAAGAACAAGAAACUACACCUAUGCAAAAGAGUAUAUACUCUGAACAAUCAGACGAAUCUGAUCAGUUUAUAGACGUACCGCACUCAGAAGAGGACAGUGAUUGUAUGGUAUCUUCCUUACAUUCUGGGUCAGAAAAAUCUUUAAACCUGAGCGGUACACUAAUUAAUACGGAAGAUUAUAAUAUAUCACCAGAUGAUAGUAGUGUUAAUUCUGUACAUAUCGGAGAUGGCAUGGAAUCAUAUGAAUUUCCCGAAAUAAUAUUAAAUAAUGAUAUUCCUGUCGUGCCUGGACCUGGUGAAAAUCGUGACCAAAUCCUCGCUCCUUUAAUUAAUGAUGAAAAUGAUGAACCGAAAAAUGAGAAUAGGAUUAUUUCAACGCCAAUUAUUACAAAAACCCAUGAAAAUCGUUCUUCAAGUCCUGCUAUUUCUGAAUUGACCACUAAUUCUAAUGAAUCAGAAAAUAGAAAACCAUCAUUGACCCCUAAUUUUUCAAAUAUUUUGUUUGGACAACAUCAUUAUAAUGAUUUUCAACGGGAGGAUAUGAAUGCACGAGAUAUCGCAAGAAGAUUUAUUCAUCAGGAAAUGUUAGUCCCAUUUUUUCAAGGAUUUAGUUGGGCAAUUGGAAUGCAUCUUUAUCGGUAUUUACGAUACGGUUUUUCGUUGAGAAGUUUGUGGCGAAAUUUGUUUACAGGAUUUAUAGGAAAUUCUACUACUACACACUAUUUUGAAGUGAUCACACCUAAAAUUUGA